CCACCUCAAAAUUCAGCAAUUGGCAACCAGGCAGGCCCUGACAAACUCACUGUUCCCACUACCACACAAACCCCGGCUACAACAGGACAGCAAGGACGACCAUCGUCCUCGUAACCCUUCCCAAACAGACCUGUGCCCGAACCUCAUUGCGUCCGAAAAAAAUGAAAGUGAAAACAAUAUCCCGCGGCGCCGACUUUGCCCGCGAGCGCUCGGGCGACAUUUACAAAGUCCAGCGCAACCUUGACCCGGAACUCCACCCUUUCGAGAGGGCACGUGAAUACACCCGCGCUCUCAAUGCAGUGAAACUCGAGCGCAUGUUUGCGAAACCCUUUGUGGGAGCUCUGUCGGGGCAUAUCGAUGGGGUUUAUUGUGUCGCAAAGCAUCCAACCAAGCUGACGACCGUUUUCUCGGGGAGUGCUGAUGGAGAGGUUCGGAUAUGGUCGCUGACAAACAACAAGACAACAUGGUCGACAAAGGCGCAUCAUGGAUUUGUGAGAGGCAUAUGUUCCGUGCCUUUCAGCGACAAUUUCUUCACUGUGGGUGAGGAUAAGACGGUUAAGAUGUGGUCGGCAGAUUCUACCGAGCCACUGCAAACAUAUGCGUCGAGACAUGCGUUCAAUGGUGUAGAUCAUCACAGGACGAGAAACACCUUUGCGACAUCUAGCACACAGAUUGACAUCUGGGAUCACCAAAGAGCCGAACCAGUCCAAACUUUUUCAUGGGGCGCCGAAACCACCACCUCCAUCAAAUUCAACCAAACGGAAACCUCCAUCUUCGCCACCUGCGGCACCGAUCGCACCAUCAUCCUCUACGACCUGCGCACGAACUCCCCGCUCUCCAAAACCAUCAUGGCGAUGCGCACGAACGCCAUCGCUUGGAACCCCAUGGAAGCCUUCAACUUCACCAUCGCCAACGAAGACCACAACUGCUACACCUUCGAUAUGCGCAAAAUGCAGUCCGCCAUGAACGUGCAUAAGGACCACGUGUCCGCUGUGCUCGAUAUCGAUUACUCGCCCUCGGGAGAGGAGUUUGUGACGGGCGGGUAUGACCGCACAGUGAGGAUAUUCAAGAGCAGGGAGGGGCAUAGUCGAGAUGUGUACCAUACCAAGCGGAUGCAGAGGAUCUUUUGUGUCAAAUUUAGCAUGGAUGCGAAGUUUGUGCUGAGUGGGAGUGAUGAUGGGAACAUUCGGUUGUGGAAGGCGGGUGCUUCUGAUAAGUUGGGCACGACAACCAACCGCGAACGCGCCGCCGUCAGCUACACAAAAGCCGUCAAAGAGCGCUACAAGCACAUGCCCGAGAUCCGCCGCAUCGAUAAGCACCGCCGCAUCCCCAAGGCCAUCAUCAAGGCCAAGGAUACCAAGCGGGUCAUGACCGAGUCGAUCAAACGCAAGGAGGAGAACCUGCGGAAGCAUACCAAGGAGGGCGCGGUGCCGUAUCAGGCGGAGCGGAAGAAGAAUGUGCUUGUUAACGAGAAGUAGAGUGGAAAACUGGGGUCGCAUCGGGAGGCAUCCGGCAUCACAGCACCUCACAUCAAAGCCGUUCCCUUCAACAUCCGUCGCGCAAACCACCAUCCGUCAUCAACACCCUUAACUUAAAACACUUUUUUUGUCUCCCAUUUUC
Fimicolochytrium jonesii is the source of this 1620-nucleotide messenger RNA. Its product is annotated as WD40-repeat-containing domain protein. Gene Ontology annotation, biological process: maturation of SSU-rRNA from tricistronic rRNA transcript (SSU-rRNA, 5.8S rRNA, LSU-rRNA). The transcript is spliced from 6 exons. The record is from RefSeq and is a predicted model, not a curated record. Gene Ontology annotation, molecular function: protein binding. NCBI's taxonomy places the organism in Eukaryota, Fungi, Chytridiomycota, Chytridiomycetes, Spizellomycetales, Powellomycetaceae. The coding region runs from base 162 to 1478 and encodes 438 amino acids. Gene Ontology annotation, cellular component: nucleolus; small-subunit processome.